Molecule: messenger RNA, 2352 nt
Organism: Malus domestica (apple)
Lineage: Eukaryota; Viridiplantae; Streptophyta; Magnoliopsida; Rosales; Rosaceae
Product: rho guanine nucleotide exchange factor 8-like
Molecular function (GO): guanyl-nucleotide exchange factor activity
Source: RefSeq, a predicted model, not a curated record
AAAGUGUAAAUCAAAAUUAUCACCAAUCCCUCUAUAAAAACAAACUUAAAGAACAGAAAACUUAUUAACCACCAUUCAUCCAAGAAACACAAUCAGCCCCAGAAAAAAAAAAAUUCACUAAUUAAUCUUUUUCUGAAUUAAUCUUAAUUACGUCAACCCCACAUUCUGUUUUUGUUUCUCAACACAUAUGCACUCCACGUUGUUUAGCUGCAGAAACAGAAAACUGCACUAAUCACCUCUGCUUCUUUUUCCCAAUUUCUUCAAACUUUUCGAAGUCGAAAAUUCCAAAAUACCCUUUUCAUAUUUUCUUCUAACAUCUCUCAAUCCCUCUCUGUUGGGAGAGAACGAAGAAAAGAAAACUAUCUCCCCUCAAAAUCUCUCCUUCUUUCUCCCACGCAACAACAUCCAUUGUUGUUGUUUGUUUCCCAAGAAAGACGAAGAUUGUGCAAUCUCGAACGAAAAUAAGGUCUUCGAGUUCCACAAUGGUCCGAGCUCUUACAUCCCAACAACAAACAGUGCAGAAGACAAAAUCCUUCCAGAUGAAACGAAUGUUUGAGAUCCCGAGACACCUUCAGAAUUUGAUCUUUGAGAAUGGGCAGGACGGGGAGGGAGAUAGCGAUACCGCUCAAUUACUGAAUCCCAAGACUACACCAGAGGGCGGCCCGGUGGAGACACAAGGAACGUGGGGAGCUAAUCGCAAUAAUGGUGCAGAUGAAGGCACAGAUGAAGGUGAAAAGAUGAAAAGUCCUAAAUCCAAGAGGCCUUCAGAUAUGGAAAUGAUGAAGGAAAGGUUCUCUAAGCUGCUUUUGGGGGAAGAUAUGUCGGGUGGUGGAAAGGGCGUCUCUUCGGCGUUGGCUUUAUCAAAUGCCAUAACCAACCUAGCAGCAUCCGUUUUCGGAGAGCAAAGGAAACUGGAGCCUAUGUCUUCAGAAGCGAAAGCACGGUGGGUGAAAGAAAUAGGUUGGCUUUUGUCCGUGACAGAUCACAUUGUUGAAUUCGUCCCUUCGCAACAGAAUGGAACAAACAUGGAGAUAAUGGUGACCCGGCAAAGAAAUGAUCUGCACAUGAACAUUCCUGCAUUGCGCAAGCUCGAUGCAAUGCUUGUUGGUCACUUGGAUAGCUUUGGAACCCCAAGUGAGUUCUGGUAUGUGAAAAAAGGCGCCCAAGAUUCUGAAAAUGAUGAUAAUUCCCAGAGAAAUGACGAGAAAUGGUGGAAACCCAUGGUUAAAGUUCCCCCCGAAGGGCUUUCAGAUGAAUGCCGAAGGUGGAUGCAAUUUCAGAAGGAAUCUGUGAACCAAGUACUAAAAGCAGCAAUGGCCAUCAACGCGCAAGUGCUAGCUGAAAUGGGCAUACCCGAAAACUACAUUGAAUCCCUUCCCAAGAAUGGUAGGGCUAGCCUCGGUGAUUCAAUCUAUAAGAGCAUAACGGUGGACCACUUUGAUCCUCUGGAGUUCUUUGGCUCCAUGGACAUGUCCACAGAGCACAAAGUGCUUGACCUCAAAGACCGAAUUGAGGCUUCUAUUGUAAUUUGGAAGCAAAAGAUGAACCAAAAGAAUGGAAAGUCUUCGUGGAGUUCGGUCGUGAGCUUGGAGAAGAGAGAGCUCUUCGAAGAGAGAGUAGAGACUAUCUUGCUUCUAUUGAAACAGAAGUUCCCAGGAAUCCCACAAUCUGCACUUGACAUAAGUAAAAUUCAAUUCAAUAUGGAUGUAGGGUACGCUAUCCUAGAGAGCUAUUCGAGGGUGAUCGAAAGCUUGGCCUUCAAAGUCAUGUCCAUGAUCGAAGAUGUGCUUUACGCUGAUUCUCAAGCUCGAAAAUCAUCAUCAAACAUGAGGCUUUCAAUGGAUUCUAGGGACGACGGGGACGCGACACCAACAAAGACACUGUUUGAGUUCAUGGAUUGGAAUGCAGAAAUGGAAGAGAAUGACAUAGACAAUGAUAGUUCGGCGGGCAACAAGGAGAGCUGCUUUAAUGAAGACAGUGACAAGAUCAUGAGUAAACCUCCCGCUAGCAUAAACACCAAGAGAUUUUCAUACUUGGAGAAGCUUGAGAAGUUGAGUGGUCUAAGAAGUCCAACGGCUCGGCAUUGAUGGAAAAAUUGAAGAACAAGGGAGAGAGAGGGGCAGAUAGACAUAGAGAGAGAUACAGAUAUACUUCUAAGUAGUGUGCUUGUUCUUCCAUCCUAUUGAAGGAUUGGGAAGUCUCUUGGGUGUUUGUAAUUAGUGGGGUUUUGGUGCAUUUGAGAUUUGGGAUGUGCUUAUUCUGAUCUUUGCUGGUUGUUAGAAACAGCAAUACAUGUAUUCUAGUUUUUCUCAAAGGCUAUAUGGUCUUCGUUCCUUUUUUUCGCUCGACAAA